AUGGAGAAAUCACUGGCAACGCUUGACAACGGCACGACGUGCUCCUCGUGGAACUACUCCGGCCAGAGGUUGGCCACCGGCUCCGUAGACGGGACGCUUUCAAUCUUCGAUUCCGGCGACCCUGCUUCUACGUCUUUCAAAUGUACCUCCAAAGCUAGGGUGGGUGAGAGUGGUGUUGUGAAGGUAGUAUGGAUUCCGCCGCUAUUUGGCGAUGCAGUGGCUUGCAUUGACGGGAAUGGAAGCUUGUCUCUAUGGGAAGAGUUUGCUGAAGAUGCGCAAGCUGUUGAAUGGAAGCACAGCAAAAGCUUUCAGAGCAACUCUGCUAAAGUGUUGGAUGUUCAAUUCGGAGUUUUCCGGACCAUUUUGAAGAUGGUUGUUGCACAUUCAGACGGUCAAGUGAAAGUGUACGAGCUCUCUAAUCCAUUAGAGUUGAAGAUCUGGCAGCUUCAGGCUGAGUUUCAGAAUUUGACUGAUUCAGUAGCUAAAUUAGCCAAGGCUUCAUGCUUCUCUGCUUCCAUUUCUUGGAAUCCACAAAGGGGCGAUGGCCAGGAGAUGAGCUUUGUCUUAGGCUUCAAUUCGGAUACACCGCAACUCAACUCUUCCAAGGUGUGGGAGUUCGAUCUAGACCACCAACGAUGGGUCCCAGUGGCCGAGCUUGCUUUACCUGAAGACAGAAAAGAUCAGGUGUUCUCUGUUGCAUGGGCACCAAACAUCGGCAGGCCAUAUGAGGUCAUUGCUGUUGCUACUCACAAGGGAAUUGCCAUAUGGCAUCUGGGAUCGAACCCCGACACCGAUGGCAGACUUUCAGUGGAGAGGGCUGCUUUACUCUCCGGCUAUGAAGCAGAGGUUUGGCAAAUGGAAUGGGAUAUGAGCGGGAUGACUCUAGCAACCACAGGGACUGAUGGAUUGGUGAGACUCUGGCAGUCCAACUUGAACGGUAUCUGGCACGAACAAGCCGCAUUUGAGCCCACUACCUAG
Linum trigynum is the source of this 978-nucleotide messenger RNA. The record is from the annotation of a GenBank genome assembly. NCBI's taxonomy places the organism in Eukaryota, Viridiplantae, Streptophyta, Magnoliopsida, Malpighiales, Linaceae.